Messenger RNA from Oryza sativa Japonica Group (Japanese rice), 1766 nucleotides. The record is from RefSeq and is a predicted model, not a curated record. Lineage: Eukaryota; Viridiplantae; Streptophyta; Magnoliopsida; Poales; Poaceae.
AGGCGCCCACCACCAACCCACAUACCCAACCCCCGCGAGGGGGGAAAGGAAGGAGAAAGCCUCCCGCCCCCCUCGCCGCCGGCGAACGCGACGGCGGGCGCGUCACCACAUGCCGAUAUCCUCCGGCAUACUCGCGCCGACGCGGGGGGCCUCCUCGUCGUCGUCCGCGGUGGGGAGGAAGCUCCUCCUCCUCGGGGCUCGUCAUCCUCCCUCGUCCGUGGCGGUGGCGGGUCGUGGCGUCUGGCGAAGGGGGCUUGCCGGGGUCGGGGUGGCGGCGGCGGCGGCGUCGUCGUCUUCGCCCGACGAGCUUCACGCGCGCGGGAGGCCCCUCCGCGGCGGCGCCUACGAGGAGAGAUCUGCCCUUUGGAACUUGAUAAAAGACAUAGAACCUUUGGAUCUAAGCAUAAUCCAAAAAGAUGUUCCUUCUGAAACUGUGGAUGCAAUGAAGAGGACUGUUUCAGGCAUGUUGGGCCUUCUUCCAUCCGAUCAGUUCCAUGUGGUCAUAGAGUCCCUUUGGAAUCCUUUCUUCAAGCUGUUGGCAUCUUCAAUAAUGACAGGGUAUACUUUAUUCAAUGCUCAGUACAGACUCUCCCUUGAAAGAACGCUGGAGUUUUCUGAAGAAGAAACUGAAUGCAAGAAAAGAGAUAGCUGUGAAGAAAUUCACAGUGUUGGAAGGCCUUCUAUGUUUCUCAGCUUACCAGAAGAUGUAGGCUUGACAAUCGAAUCAGAAAUGGCAGAUGAAAAAUUAUGUGGAAAUAUGGAUGGACUAGGUAGCUUAAGUAUUGAAGCAAAAAAACUCAUUCUCGGUAUGCAAUCUCGCUUGGAUUCCAUGGAAAAGGAGCUACAUGAACUUAAGAAGAAAAAUUCUUCCCAACAAAUGCAGCAAUUUGCUGGAGAAGAGAAAAACGAGCUGCUGUAUUACUUGAGAUCGCUGUCACCUGAGAAGGUUGUUGAACUCUCGGAGUCUUCCUGCCCUGGUGUGGAAGAAGCUGUUUACUCCGUGGUACAUGGUCUGCUAGCAACUCUCUCCCCCAAAAUGCAUACGAAUCGCUCUCCGACCUCAGAGAACAUGGCGGGUGGAGCUGUAAAUUUUGGGAUGGAGGAGGACGAUGAAUUCACUGAGCUCGUGGAGGACGUGUCCCUCCCAUUUCAGCCCCUGAUAUCUAUUCCUCGCGACCGUCUUGCCCGUCUAUUAUUCUGGUGCAUGAUGCUGGGCCAUUACAUCCGAGGUCAGGAGUGCCGGCUUGAGCUGAUGCACCUCCUGGCAGUCUCCAGUGAUGCACAUUCAUGAUCUCCCCUAGUCUGGUAGCAACAGCAAAUGCUCUGCAAAGCUUCUGUCAGCUGAACGAACUACUUCUGCAUGACAAAGACGGAAACAGGAAACUCUCAAGCAUCAUGCGAAUCGAUCCAAUUUGGAUGCUGCAACAUUAGUAUGGGGAUACAUAGGAGAGGGAGAAGAGGAGCAAACCCAUGGAUGGCCAAGGUAGAGGUCAGGUCAUGGUCCCUGCAGUAGCUCGAACCAGGUUGGGUUGCUCAGUAGCGUCAGAUUUCCAUAUAGGAUUAACCAUUUCAUCAUGGUUAAAUGUGCUUUUCACCUUCUUGUUAGUUUGUGUUGUGCUAUGUGUACAAAUCCUGGAGUUAGUAUACAGUAUUUCCUCACCGAUGUACUGGUAUUUUGGUUGUAGCAACGUUGGUGUUGCAUCCUGUAUAUAUAACAUUAUACUAGUAGUAUGUAUGUAAAACUCUUAUAUUUCCUUGUGUAAAAA